UGCAAAAUGAACAGAAAGGCUGUGCGACUGCGAAAGCCUUCGCACUGAACUUAACCACUAACGCUUGUCAUUGUCUGGAAAUAAUGUGACACCAGUUGCAGUUUCGGGGCUAUCAGACAACUUCGAGUUCACUGCUCACCUCAUUGAUCAAACAGACUGCAGGGGCUUUGGAGCUUCUGAGAAGAAAACUAACUGCAGGAAGCCCUAUUACACAAAACAGCUCUGAAACUCUCGAGUGUGCCAAGUGCCGUUAUCUUAAAUUGUCUCCACCUACGAAUGUCAGAAGAUACAUUGCUCAUAUUCAAACCACUAGAAGAGUGGGCUAAGCCCACAGUGUACAGAGUCACGAGGCGUGUACAACAGGAGAGGCAGUUAAUGAGAACAUCAUGAAAAAUAGAUCAACCAGUUGAAAUGUCAUGAGAAGGUCAGCAGAGAGAAAAUACUUUACAGCCAUAUUGUGGAACAUUGAAGGGAUAAGAAAUUAAUGCAAUCAAGGCACGGAUACAGAAAGAGUUGAUGGCAAUGAUGCAACUUUAUCCAUCACGGUUUUUAUUACUACACCUACCAACCUGGGGCACAAGAUUUUAUUGUCAGUUGUCAACUCAAUUUGUCUGUAAAAGCCUGGUGACUGUCGUGAUCAAGCAUUAAUCCCAAGUCUGAAUUUCAUGGUUAAAGAACAACAGUAGCAACUUAGAAAAUUAUUGACUUCAUUAUAUUUAUUUUUCACUAUUUCUGAGAAAUAACUUCUUUGAAUUUAUUUCAUUUAUUUUUCAUAACUUCCAAAAUCAAGCCAUUCCAAGACAUCUAUUCUACAAUUAUUUAGCUAAAAAGAACUUUGCUGCUGGACGUUUUCUGGUAAAGGGCAAUCGGAAAAUGGCAUGCAAUUCUAGUGGCAGUUUGAAGGACGAUAUUUAUUUCCUGUAUGCCAUUGUGUAUACUGUAAUAUUGAUACCUGGCUUCAUAGCAAAUCUCCUGGCUCUCUGGGUGUUCUAUGCUUAUGUCAAAGAAACCAAAAGAGCUGUGAUAUUUAUGAUCAACUUGGCCGUUGCAGACUUAGCACAAGUCCUGUCUUUGCCACUCCGAAUAUUCUAUUACCUGAACAAAACAUGGUAUUUUGGCAAAUUUUUGUGCAUUUUUUGUUUUUACCUGAAAUAUGUGAACAUGUAUGCAAGUAUAUACUUCCUGGUCUGUAUCAGUGUUCGACGAUGCCUGUAUCUCAUCUAUCCUUUCAGAUACAAUGACUGUAAACGCAGAUAUGAUGUUUAUGUAUGCAUUAUAGGGUGGAUAGCUGUUGGCCUUGGUUGCUUGCCGUUUCCACUAAUGAGGUUGGAACAAAAUCAAACAAAUUUCAGCAGUUGUUUUGCAGAUCUUCCUCUUAAGGAUGUUGGGACGACAACCUCUAUUAUUAUGGUAACUUUGGCUGAGCUAACAGGAUUUGUGGUACCUCUCAUUGUUACUGGAAUUUGCUCAUGGAAAACCAUCAUGUCCCUAAGAGAAAACACAGUUCUUCAAGACCAUGGCGAAAAAAGGAAAGCCUUAAAAAUGAUUUUGACUUGCACAAUAGUCUUUCUGAUUUGCUUUGUGCCAUAUCACAUUAGCUUUCCCUUGGCCUUUUUGACAAAAUCAGGAAAGAUCGAAAAUUGCUCUGCCAGAAAGUUUAUUGACAUCUUCCACCCAGUGGCAUUGUGUCUUGCCAGCUUGAACUGUUGCUUGGAUCCAAUAAUAUACUAUUUCACUACAGAUGAAUUCAGGAGGCGAUUAUCACGUCAAGAUGUCACUGAAAACAUGAUUCCACUUCAGUCCCUGGAAUACACACAACGGUCUUCCAUUUCAUCCUCAGGAAUUAGCAACAAAUUGCACUCGUAAAACCCCUUUCACACAGGAAAAUGAAUCAAAGAGAUUCACAGAGAUGGAGUAGAUUCUGAGUAGGGUGGAAGGUGAGGAAUGGGGAUUACGAGUGCCCGAAAGCCAGUGAGGUUUUUAAGAAUGGAUUUUAAAGUAGAAAUGGUUUUGGAGGUGAGAGGCAGAGUAAUAUGGGGAGAGAGAACUUCAGAAAACAGGGAAAAGGGCUGACAGUUCAUCUGCUAAUGGUGGAGCAAAAGGGAGACGGGUACACGAAGCAGACCAAAGUUAGCAUAGUAGGGAAGUAAGACUGCAACAGCUAACAGUGAUAAGAUGCGGAAGGAGCAUUGUGGCUUUAAACGUUAGCACAAGAAUCCUGAAGUUGAGCCUAGUGAAGAUGUGGAGGGUGGUAAUGGGCUCCCAAAGCAGUCUAAGGGAAAAGUUAUCUAAAGCUUGUGGAGGAUUGAGCUAGAAAGGCUAACAAAAGCAUGUAAGGAAUCAAGUCUGGUAACAAACCCAUGGAAGAAUGUUGUGUUUCGGCUGCCAUGGGAAGG
Messenger RNA from Callorhinchus milii (elephant shark), 2396 nucleotides. Its product is annotated as probable G-protein coupled receptor 174. Gene Ontology annotation, biological process: phospholipase C-activating G protein-coupled receptor signaling pathway; positive regulation of Rho protein signal transduction. NCBI's taxonomy places the organism in Eukaryota, Metazoa, Chordata, Chondrichthyes, Chimaeriformes, Callorhinchidae. The record is from RefSeq and is a predicted model, not a curated record. Bases 874 to 1866 code for a protein of 330 amino acids. The transcript is spliced from 2 exons. Gene Ontology annotation, cellular component: membrane. Gene Ontology annotation, molecular function: G protein-coupled receptor activity.